Molecule: messenger RNA, 1278 nt
Organism: Amborella trichopoda
Lineage: Eukaryota; Viridiplantae; Streptophyta; Magnoliopsida; Amborellales; Amborellaceae
Source: RefSeq, a predicted model, not a curated record
AUGGUAUCCAGUGCGCCGCUUCUCGUACAGGGGCAACCUGCAGCCCCACUGAGGAGGAAAAACAGUGAAGGCCACCAGAAAAUUAACAAUGAAGCUGCCCCCUGUCACCUCUUGCAGGCGAAGUGGCACUCAUGUGGAAUUGGUUAUGUGGCACAAGGGGACUCCUGCAUUGCCGAAUUUGAUGACACAAAUACCACUAUGGCCCGUCGAAGUUCUCAAAAGAAUCCAUCGAAAGGUGAAAAAUUAACAGGUCAAUCUUCUUGUUCAGAUGGCAACACAAGAAAUUCAAGGAAAGAACGCUUGCGCUGGACUCAAGACUUGCGAUCUUGUUUCGAGGAGGCAAUUAAUAAACUUGGUGGAGCUGAUAGAGCAACACCCAAAGGCAUAUUGAAGGCUAUGUCUCUUCCAGGACUUACCAUCUAUCAUGUCAAAAGCCACCUGCAGAAGUACAGAAUUUAUAAGUUCUUUCCUGAUUCUCAUGAGAGAUCCAAAAUUGAGCGUAGACGACUCUCAGAUAUUCUUCCCAAUUUUGGUGUCGCAUCAUGUGCACAAAUUACUGAAGCCUUACAGUUGCAAUUACAAGUGCGAAGGCAACUAUAUGGUCAACUGGAGGGUCACAACCCAUUAAGAAUGAAACUUGAUGCUCAAGGAAGCUACCUUGACAAGCUCACUUCCAAAAACAACAUCGGGAUUGAUCAUAAAUUUCAUGGAGCUUCUUCCCCAGAAGCAUCAUCAUGUAUUGUUGAAGUGUCUGGGAUAAAUGUAGAUAAACUUCUCUCCGAUUCAAAAGUCAAUGAGAGUUCUCAACACCAUUGGGUUCACAAUAGGCUAAAACCACUUGACCCAAUUUUGCAGCCCAUGCCAAUGGUUUCUAAGGACCACAUGGAAUAUAACCAACUGAAGAUUCUGCAACCUUUGGUCAUCUCUAAAGAAGAUCAAUAUUCAGACUCCAACAAUGACAAUGGGCUUUGGUGGUCUAUUUUGGCAAGUGAGUCUCCUACUUCAGCUCAAGAAUCUGCCAAUAAUGUUAUAAACUCAAGGGAAAAUGGAUAUUCUCAAAGCUUGCACCAUAAUCACCCAAGUCCAAAUGAAAACUCUCAAGGUUUGCAUCUUGAGCCACGAGGAGAGCCAUCUCUUCAUUACUUUGAUAUUUAUUCAGAGGUCCAUAGUUCUUUGAUUAGGAAUCCUGCUAGUUAUAUGGAGGGCCCAAGUCUAGAAGAUUUUCGUGAUACAUCUGCCUUUCCAUUGGGGAGAAAUUUUCUUUAUUAUUUGGGUUAG